AUGAUGAUCGGCGGCAGCUCCCACUGCCCUACAUGUAAACGUAGAAAGAAAGCUCGCAAGAUCAAGGAUAGGCUCAGCAAACUCCCCGACCAUCUCCUCCGUCGCAUUCUCUCCUCCGUCGACCCGAAUUCGCCGUCCAAACUUGCCUUCUCUCCCGGCGGUGGAGAUCCGUCUGGAAAGGCGUCCCCGCCCUCAAUUUGGACUCCAAAUCCUUCAACAAUACUGGCCAUAGCUUCAACAAGUUCGUCUCCGAAAUCAUCUCCCGCCGCUACGACUCCGCCCCAGUCGAUGAAAUCAGCUUAG
Messenger RNA from Linum tenue, 303 nucleotides. The record is from the annotation of a GenBank genome assembly. Lineage: Eukaryota; Viridiplantae; Streptophyta; Magnoliopsida; Malpighiales; Linaceae.